Molecule: messenger RNA, 1284 nt
Organism: Emiliania huxleyi CCMP1516
Lineage: Eukaryota; Haptophyta; Isochrysidales; Noelaerhabdaceae
Exons: 8
Coding region: 1-1284 (427 amino acids)
Source: RefSeq, a predicted model, not a curated record
AUGGCGGUCGGAACGCCAGCGUCCGACCCUCCGUCGGCGAGCGACGGAGAGAAGCUGGCGCUCUGGCGCGCGCAGAUCGCCGAGGACGAUUCCGACGACGGCGAUCACCCUCCGCCGCCGCCGGCUCCGCCUCGCCGGACGGGUCCACACAGCGCGAGCGGUGGAGGCAGCGGGAGUGGCGGCGGCGAGACAGAGUACCUGCAGCGCAAGGUGGCUGUGCUGCAGCUGCAGCUCGAGGAGAAGGACCUCGAGCUGCAGGAGGCUCGCAUGCAGGCGCAGUGGGCUGCAAACGAGCGCGCCUCGGCUGCGCGCGUCGCGCCGGCCGCGGCUGCGCAGCGGGAUGGCGUCGCAGCGGCGGCGCGAGAGGACAAGAUGAGGGAGCUCGCGGCAAAGUGCAAACAGGCGACGAUGGCGCUCGGUCGCGAGCGGUCGCAAGCGGCGCAGCUGGCGUCGGAGCUCGCCGGGCUGAGGCAGCAGCUCAAGGCCAGGGAGGCCGCAAAGGAAAGCGGCGGCGUCAACGGCGGACCAGCGUCGCCGGGGCAAGAGCGGCGCGAGGCGCAAAAGCGGCUCGCAGAGACCAACGCGAGAUUGGCGGAGCUCUCCUUGUCGUACGAGGGCGCGAGAGCGGAGCUGGCCAAGUACAAGCGCGCCCUCGAGCGGGAGGUCGGCUCGGUCGAUGGCGCCGCUCGAUUGCUAGAGGGCGGCUCAGGGGCGCGAGGCCGGGCCGAGCAAAUCUCGCUGCUGCGCGACCAGCUGAGGGAGGCCCAGCGGCGCGCGAUGACAGACAACGGCGGGUUGGCGGGAGGCCCCUCGAGCCCGGGGAGUCGGGGCGAGGAGCGAGCGAGGGAGCGGCUGCAGCAAAUGGAGCAGGAACGAAGGCACGACCACGAGCGGCUGCUAGUCGUGGAGCAGCAGCUCCGCGCGGAGCUCGACGAGUCGCGGCGGCGGGCCGACGCUUUGGCGGCCCGCAUCAAAAAUCUGGAGGCGGACCUCAAGCUGCUCCUCGAUAAGAGCGACAACGACAACCAGCUCGUCUCCGCUUUGCGCGCAGAGCUCGAGCGGUGCCGGCAAAGCAGUGGAAAGCUCUCACCGCAGGGCGACGUCCCUGCGCGCAGAGUCGCCGACCUCGCCACGAGAGCCGCGGAGCAGCAGGAGCGCCGACAGGAGAAGAUCAUCGGCUCGCUGCGGGAGCGGGCGGCAGAGGUGGACCGGCUGAGCAGCGAGAAUGAGAAGCUGCGCGAGCUGGUGGGGCUGCUGCAAGACAAGCUGAGCGGCGCCGAGUAG